Messenger RNA from Megalopta genalis, 2786 nucleotides. RefSeq names its product Elongator complex protein 4 (gene Elp4). Gene Ontology annotation, cellular component: transcription elongation factor complex; elongator holoenzyme complex; cytoplasm. The record is from RefSeq and is a predicted model, not a curated record. Lineage: Eukaryota; Metazoa; Arthropoda; Insecta; Hymenoptera; Halictidae. Gene Ontology annotation, biological process: tRNA wobble uridine modification.
UCAUGGAUCGGGCACACGCUUCGACAACGGGAAGACUUUCUUGUGGCACGCCGCGCCGCGCCGCGCCACGGCGUACGACCGUGAAGGGAAGCAUGGGGCACCGUGUAGACGGUAUACACAGCGAAACGGCAGCGGAUCGCGCGCUGAAUCUUUUCGAUUGUCCGAGUGCGUCGUCGAGUGCGCGUUGGACGUCACAACAGGUAGUUGAGCGAGGGCAGCGUGCUCCCGUGGAAAGAAAGGAAAAGACCGAGAGCGGAAGCGAGACGGUCGAUAAACGGCACGGGUGUGCUGAACAGAGAGAGGGGAACGCCGGAGGUUUCGCGGUGGGGGUAACCGAAGGGGGAAGCUGAAGGAAGACGGUCGGAGCGGAAUAUGCCAGAAGGGGAGAAAGAUGGUGUAGUAACAGGGAGGGGUUCCACUGUGUUUCGCCGGAUACCUCCGCACUCUCCGGCUUUGCACAACUGCCCGUGCUACGGAGCUUCGAAUCUAACAUGCACGAGACGGGUUACUCACGCGGCUCUCCUCCCCGCUUGCCCCCCCUACGUCUCCACCUUUUCUCCCUCGAACUCACGUAUUUCAUUCUCCUUCCCCUUGCCUCCGCACCCGCCCUCGACUCGCCGUGAUCUCUAGCAGAAGGACGCGUUUCCGUAGUCUGGCGUCGAGCAGUUUUCGAAAUUAAUAUUUCAAGCCUCUUGGAAUUAACUAUGCCUGCAGCGAACGAACACACUCGGUGGAAUCGUUACUUUUGGUUAAUCGUUGAUGCCGCUGGCGCACGUGACUCUUUUCCUCUAAUCGCAGCAGCCGAUGUUAAGCUGUUCGAAAGAUAAUGUAAAUAUUGUUUACAUCGAUAACAGCGUUCAAGUUUGUUAAUAGAAGAAAGAUAUCUGCAUUUGAAUCUACGUCGACUUUAAUGCUUUUGUAUUCAGAAGUGACGAGUCAAAUUUUAUUUCUAUACAACAGGGAAGUACGGUAGAUUUUUUAGAUUUUGUUAAAGUAAUUACUGCUUUCGUCUCUAAAGUUUGGAAAGAGUUAAUGCACUCUGGAAGUCAGAUAUAUGUGCAUAGGAAACGUCUAUUAGAUAAAUUGUAACCGCAUGCAACGAUACGGAUAGUGCAUUCUCGCAGAAGCCUUACAGACUAUAAAAAGCGUCAUCUGCCAAUUGCAUUAUCAUGCUAUUGUCGCCACCUACGUUGGACGCGCUGCAACUAAAAGUGGAAAUGCCGUCGAUAAAUCCUGCAUUAUGUUAUGGAAUUAUAUUUAUUUAAAAUAAUAUAGUCGUUCGUUCUAGGAUUUAGAGAAUUUUAAUUUAUAUGUUGCUCGUACGAUUUAUUAUAAUACAAUAAAUUAAACCAAUAUAUCGUAAGAUUGUUGCAAACAUAACCUACAAUCGUAAAUAGCGAUUGUAGUGACACGUGAAAGAAGCUUUAAUGUAAAUAAUCGUAAUUUUUUACAGUAGAUUCGUUGAGUGUAAAUAUUAUUGACCUUCCGCUACUGUUUUAUAUAAAAAUAAUUUUCAUACGUAUCGAUAAGUAGAUAAGAUGGAUUUAAGUGCAGCAAAGAAUAGUAGGUUUCCUUUCAUACCAGGAACAAAACCUUCGAUCAAAAAUUCACAGCUUCUUAUAUCGACUGGAAUUCCUUCUCUGGAUCAUAUAAUAGGAGGUGGAUUACCUAUUGGUUCACUGCUCGUUAUUGAGGAGGACCGGUUUGGUACUUAUGCUAAAGUCAUGACAAAGUAUUUUGCGGCUGAAGGUGUGGUCACUGAACAGCCGGUGCUAAUAGCCUCCAAAGAUGCAAAAACAGCUCGCUUUGUAACAGAGAUGCCAGCUGUUAUAACCGACACCAAGUCAAACAGCCAAAUGCAUCAUUUAGAUGAACAAAUGAAGAUUGCUUGGAGAUACCAGAACAUGAAAGCAGUCGAUUCCUCUCCGGGCGAAGGACAGAGUUUUGGUCACUUUUACGACCUUACCAAGAAAAUGGAGAGAGAAACAAUCGAAAAAGCAGAUAUAACUCAAUGGAACGAUGAUAGUUGCCCCACAAAGGAUAGCACAUUUGAGAACUCAUCCUACUCAAAAGUAUUGCAAUGCAUUCAAAAAACCAUAAGCGAAGGACAAUACUCGAUUUCGGAGACGCCCGCGAAAAGGCAGAUCCUAAGAAUUGCAAUUCAUUCACUGGGAUCCAGAUUAUGGUUCAGUGAUACAGAAGAGAAAUCAAAUCAGGACUUGUUAAAAUUUUUGUAUCUUUUUAGAGUACUUUUAAGGUAUUCUUAUGCGGUUGGCGUCGUAACAGUGCCUGUAGAUUGCUUAGAUAAUUCAAGCGCCGUCGUACAGCAAGUCGAACAUUUGUCAGACGUUGCCAUUCGAUUAGAAUCGUUUAUGGGUUCGAAGGCGGAAAAUAGUCCUCUGUUCAAAGACUUUCAUGGUUUAUUACACCUUAGGAAGUUACCCGCGUUAAACACAAUAGCCAGUCACAAUCCAGAAGCGCGAGAUCUAGUGUUCAGAUUGCGCCGUAAAUCAUUCGUCAUCGAGGUGCUGCAUCUUCCAUCAGAAAUGGGGGACACCGCGCAAAGGGAGCAAGAUGAAAUUGUACCGAAUGUAGGAUGCGGUAGUCAGUCCCGUAAAAAUUUGUUAGAUUUUUAAGAAGCUGAUAUUGUACAAUGCGUAAACAUACUUUUUGCGUACAAAAGUACAGUGGAUAAAAAAGAUAUAGGCACAUCUUUUAAAACAGAAUAAUUCUUUUUUAUUGAAAAAACUCGUUUUUUCAACUUUUUUUUUUUAUCUGAGCCUAUA